Rhincodon typus (whale shark) is the source of this 835-nucleotide messenger RNA. RefSeq names its product E3 ubiquitin-protein ligase TRIM69-like. NCBI's taxonomy places the organism in Eukaryota, Metazoa, Chordata, Chondrichthyes, Orectolobiformes, Rhincodontidae. The record is from RefSeq and is a predicted model, not a curated record. Bases 73 to 669 code for a protein of 198 amino acids. The transcript is spliced from 5 exons.
CGAUUUUAGGAGGAAAUAGAAAAUACACUGAAGUCACUUCAGGACAGAAAAAGCAAAUGCGAAGCAUUGAAAAUGAAAUCGGAGAAGUACAUGGCAAGAUUACAGGACUGGGCGCGGCAGACAGAGAGCCAGAUCAAGAACUCAUUUCGCAAACUGCACGUCUACUUGAACGAUGAGGAGAGCAGCCUGAUCCAGCAGGUUCGGCAAGAGGAGCGCGAUUCCAGCCGCAAGCUGCAGAACAUGACUGAGGAGGUGUUCCAGGAACUGAGGGUGCUGCAGAGCAGCAUCCAGGAAGUCGAGAGGCAGAUGCAGGAUGGCAUCCUCGACCUGAAGGGUCUAAAGGACAUACAAGCAAGACUGGCCCACACUCUGCCCACCCCAGUCCUGAUAAUGCACAAGGUGCCAUUUGGAAAGUUUGCAGGACCCACAGAAUAUAAAGUGUGGAAAAAUCUGAGGAAGUUUGUGGACACAGAUGCUUGCGUUUGCUUGUUCUGCCAGUCACUUCGAAUCUGUGCCCUUUCUUUCUUGACCUCUUUUUACAAACAGUACAGUUUCUCUCUGUCUAUGCUGUCCAGCCCCUGCAUGAUUUUGAAAAUUUCUAUCGGAUCUCCUCUAAGCCUUCUCCAUCUCCAGGAGGACAGUCCUGACCUCCCCAUUCUAUCCUCAUAACUGAAUUUAUGAACUCUCGCUUGUCCCUCUCUAUCCCCUUUCCUUUUCUUGCUUUCUAAUCCGCCUCUAUAUUCCCUCUCACUCUAUCCCCCUCUCUCCUCUCCUGCUCUCUAACUCCCUCUUUCUAUUCCUUUCUCUACUCCCUCUCUGUGCCUCUCUCUCUCUU